Notolabrus celidotus (New Zealand spotty) is the source of this 444-nucleotide messenger RNA. RefSeq names its product histone H2B 1/2-like. The record is from RefSeq and is a predicted model, not a curated record. The transcript has a single exon. Bases 16 to 393 code for a protein of 125 amino acids. Gene Ontology annotation, molecular function: protein heterodimerization activity; structural constituent of chromatin; DNA binding. Gene Ontology annotation, cellular component: nucleosome. NCBI's taxonomy places the organism in Eukaryota, Metazoa, Chordata, Actinopteri, Labriformes, Labridae.
CCUUCAAGAUAGACCAUGCCUGAUCCAGCAGCUAAACCCGCACCCAAGAAGGGCUCCAAGAAAGCCGCGUCCAAGACUUCGGCCAAGCCCGGCAAGAAAAGGAGAAAGACCAGGAAGGAGAGCUAUUCCAUCUACGUCUACAAGGUUAUGAAGCAGGUCCACCCCGACACCGGGAUCUCUUCCAAGGCGAUGGGCAUCAUGAACUCCUUCGUGAAUGACAUCUUUGAGCGUAUUGCCAGUGAGGCUUCACGUCUGGCUCACUACAACAAGCGCUCCACCAUCACCUCCAGGGAGAUCCAGACCGCCGUCCGCCUGCUGCUGCCCGGCGAGCUGGCCAAGCACGCCGUGUCUGAGGGAACCAAGGCUGUGACCAAGUAUACCAGCUCCAAGUAAAUUCAUCUGCUGCCUGACUCCUAUAAACCAAAGGCUCUUUUAAGAGCCACC